UCCCCCGUGUAAGAUUGAGGUGGAGGAGGACAUUCCAGUCCAUGUGACCACAGGGCUUGUGGAGGAGGACCCCCAAGAUGGCACCCUUGCGCUUAGCUGUUUCCCACCACCUGUACCUCCUGAUGCUUCCCGUGGAGAAGAUGACCCGCGGAUCUCCAGAGUGCCCGCCUCGCCAGCAGGAAAUGCCAAUAAGAACUCUGAGGGAACCGUCAUUUUAUCGCAAGUAGAAGAUGAAGCCAUCAUGCCGCACUCUGCAGGAGAAAACCUCAUUACCCUGAUUGUAUAUCCAGAACUUCUCAUUACAGAUCUACCACGUAAUCCAAAUAAUUAUGAGGAACCUUUCAGUGACCAAUGUCAGAUUGUUAAAACAAGUCCAGAUCUAUCAUAUAAUCCUCCUAAUCAUGGUGAACCUCUUCCUGACCAAUCACAGAUUGUUACCACAAAUACUCCACAAUCACAUGUUAUUACAUGUAAGAAAACUCGCACAAGAAAGAGGAGAUUUCCCUGUUCACACUGUGGUAAAAGCUUUACAAAUAAAUCAUAUCUUAUUAUACAUGAGAGAAUUCACACAGGGGAGAAGCCAUUUCCAUGUUCAGAAUGUGGGAAAUGUUUUACAAAUAAAUCAGAUCUGGUUAAACAUCAGAAACGUCACACAGGAGAGAAGCCAUUUCCAUGUUCAGAAUGUGGGAAAUGUUUCAUUAGUAAAGCCAAACUUAGGGAACAUCAGAGAGUCCACACAGGAGUGAGGCCAUAUUCAUGUUCAGAAUGUGAGAAAUCUUUUAUGGAGAAAUCACAUCUUCUUCAACAUAAUAGAACUCAUACAGGAGAGAAGCCAUUUUCAUGUUCUAAAUGUGGCAAAUCCUUUACACAUAAAUCAGGUCUUGUUUUACACCAGAGACUUCACACAGGAGAGAAGCCAUUUUUAUGUCCUGAAUGUGGGAAAUCCUUUGCACAGAUAUCAAAUCUCGUUAUACAUCAGAGAAAUCACAGAGAAGAGAAGCCAUUUUCAUGUCCUGAAUGUGGGAAAUCCUUUGCACAGACAUCAAGUCUUGUUGUACAUCAGAGAAUUCACACAGGAGAGAAGCCAUUUUCAUGUCCUGAAUGUGGGAAAUCCUUUGCACAGACAUCAAGUCUUAUUAAACACCAGAGACUUCACACAGGAGAGAAGCCGUAUUCAUGUUCAGAAUGUGAGAAAUCUUUUAUGGAGAAAUCAUUUCUUCUUCAACAUAAUAGAACUCAUACAGGAGAGAAGCCAUUUUCAUGUUCUGAAUGUGGCAAAUCCUUUACAUAUAAAUCAAGUCUUGUUAAACACCAGAGACUUCACACAGGAGAGAAGCCAUUUUCAUGUCCUGAAUGUGGGAGAUCCUUUGCACAUUCAUCAAGUCUCGUUAUACACCAGAGACUUCACACAGGAGAGAAGCCGUAUUCAUGUUCAGAAUGUGGGAGAUCUUUUAUUUGUAAUGCCAGUCUUAAGUAUCAUCAGAGAAGUCACAGAGGAAAGAAAUAA
Bufo bufo (common toad) is the source of this 1507-nucleotide messenger RNA. Its product is annotated as gastrula zinc finger protein XlCGF26.1-like. The transcript has 3 exons. Lineage: Eukaryota; Metazoa; Chordata; Amphibia; Anura; Bufonidae. The record is from RefSeq and is a predicted model, not a curated record. The coding region runs from base 242 to 1507 and encodes 421 amino acids.